UCCGGGUGAGAGAUACAGGAAGUUUGUGCUCAGUGAGAAGCUGCCAGGUGACAGACGUAGAGCUUCCUCAGAGAACUGCGUUUAUUUUUUAUUAUUUUUAGUCAUCUGAGAGUGACAGGUUUCCGCAUGUCACUCACAUAUCGAUGUUUAAGAUAAAACAGCGAGAAAUGUAAUGAAAAAAGCAACAUAGUCUGCUGUGUGACUCAAUAGUAGUAGUUAGUUUAGCAGAUUUAUGAUCAGUUUCAGCGUAUGAGUGAAAGAAGCAGCGAUUGUAUGUUUUGAACGUUACCUUCGUGUAAUUCGUCGUUUUGUGGAGGUUCUGGAUGGAUGUGUGUGGUGAAUAUGAGCUCUCAGGAUAAGAAGACAGACUCAGAUCCCAGACAUGAGGAGGAUCAGAGCAGCCCUGCAUCUGAAGACAACAAACAGGUUAUUUGUCUGGGCAACAAUGAAGUGAAGAGUCGUGCGGUAGUGAAGUACUCGGCCGCUCCGCCGCCCUCCUCCUAUGCAUUACUACAGGAGAAGACCGACCUCAAGCUGCCCCCAGCAAACUGGCUGCGGGAAAAUGCUCAGCUGGGCACUGCGGGGACCACCGUACUCGGAUCCAGCAGGAAAAGCAAACCCUUCACCAGUUUUGGGAUGGCGUACGACUUCAUUGACUGUAUAGGUGAUGAUGUUGAUGUUGUGUCUGAUUCAGAGAAUAUCAAGAAGUUGUUGAAAAUCCCCUACAGUAAGUCUCAUGUCAGCAUGGCUGUUCACAGAGUGGGCAGCACGCUACUGCUAGAUGAAUUGGACAUUCAGGAACUAUUCAUGAGGUCAUCACAGACUGGUGACUGGACGUGGCUGAAGGAGUUUUACCAGCGUCUGAUUGACCAAAAGUGGCAAAGAAAGAAGAAAAGUAAAGAACAGUGGAAUGAGAAGGCCAUCCUCUCGAAGUUUCUCUAUUACAGUAUUAACAGUGAUGGGACUGCAGUGCCUGUACCGUCAGAUACAGAGCAGGCGGCAGAAGAGGGUUGUGGGACGGCGGCUGAAGGACCGUCUUGGCCUGCCACCUACAACAGUUCCACCACUGAAUCCGAGGGGUCUGCGAUACCCAAGGAGGAGCAGGUGGACACAUACACUUUAGGUCACGUGUCUUCGGUUUCCAAAGAGCAAAAUCUGCCCACAUUGUUCAAUGAAGGAGAAAAUAGUCAGUCUCAGGAUUUGAGAAAUGACUUUGUCCGGAAUAUUCUAUGGACAUUUGAGGACAUCCACAUGCUUGUGGGAUCAAAUAUGCCCAUAUUUGGAGGUGGUCGAUACCCAGCAGUCAGUCUACGACUCAGGGACAACAACAAACCAAUCAACGUUCUCACAGGAAUUGAUUACUGGCUGGAUAAUUUGAUGUGUAAUGUACCGGAGCUGGUCAUGUGCUUUCACGUCAAUGGCAUUGUGCAGAAAUAUGAAAUGAUAAAGACAGAGGACAUCCCGGAUUUGGAGAACUCUAUGUUCUCGACGCGGGUUGUCAAAGACAUUGCACAGAAUAUCCUGUCAUUCCUGAAAUCCAGCUGUACCAAAGAAGGACACACGUACUGGCUCUUCAAAGCUAGUGGAAGUGACAUCGUGAAGCUGUAUGACCUCACUACUCUGUGUGAAGAGGCGGCGGAGGAGAAAUGCCAGAAUCCCUUCACACUUCCUGUAGCGGUGCUUCUCUACAAAGUGGCCAGCAACAUGAUGCUAAAGAAGAGCCAAAACAGGAAGAACUAUGGGACCAUCAGAACUCUGUUGCUCAACUGUAUUAAACUGCUGGAUGAGGAGCGACAUCCACAGAUCAUCGCUUCGGCUCACUACAUGCUGGCAGAACUGUUUCAGCUGGAUGACGUGAGUGAGGACGAGGGGAACGGGGAGUCACUGAGGGGCGGGGGAUCUGAAGACAGCUACAGUGAUGAAGAGGAGGAGGAGGAAGAGGAGGAGGAGGAAGACGAGAGCUGCUCCUACAGCACGUCCUCUGAGCCGCAGGACGACUCCAAAGCGGUGGCCGUCAUCAAGUCUGUCGGGGAGCUGUCGGUUCCAGAGAAAUAUAAGAGCACACAUCAGAUCAGACCCAACUGUACAUUUCCCGUGUCACAAGACAAGGAGGAGAAGUGCCGACUGGUUCUCAGCUACGUUCUGAAGGGUUUAAAAGCCGUGGACAACAGCAUAAAGAAAGAGAGUGACCUUCCUGCGGCCGACCCCAGCACACCUAUCCCUCUAAAAUACGAGGAGCGGAGUCAGAAAGGAGCUAGAGACGUGGAGAAAGAGAUCGCUCUGCUGCUGGACAGAGUUGGGCCGUGUAACGAGGAGCUGAAGGUGAUGACACGCUCUGGUAUGUUACCGGGCACAUGGCAGCACCGCAUGAAACUGCAGCUGUUCCUGAAAGCGUCGAAAGCGUACUUCGUCCUGUCAGAUGCUGCAACCAACCUGCUGAAGUACGGACGGGCCCUGCGCUAUAUCAAACUGGCUCUGCAGUGCCACGAUGGGUAUUGCUCCAUCAGUGGUGGUCUCCACCCGCAGGUGCUUCUAUUCCACUGCCAGUGUCUGUCUCUGUGUGGAGAUGUUCAGCUCAUGUUGGCCCAGAAUGCCUCAAACAGAGCAGCGUAUCUGGAGGAAUACAACUACCAGACUAAAGACGACCAGGAGAUCCUCCACUGCCUGCACCGCGAGAGCUCCUGCCAAGCCUUUAGCAUGGCCACUGAUCUGGCCUCAGACCCAGAGUACCAGCUGAUUGUCAGCAGCAAGUGUUACGAGGCUGCCCAUGACCUUUUGACGUCAGGAGUUCUGAAGGACCUGGGACAGGAGCAGCUGGGUCAGGUUCUGAAACGGCUCGGUAACAUCCGCAACGAGAUGGGCGUCUUUUAUAUGAACCAGGCCGCGGCCAUGCAGGCGGAAAAACAAGGAGUGCGCAGGAGCGUGUGCGUGGCCGAGCAGGAGCUGUGGAAGAAAAGUUUCUCGUGUUUUGAGAAGGGCAUGCAGGAUUUCAAUGCGAUUUCAGACUCUGUGAACACAGCCCUGCUGCUGUGUAACAUCGGUCGACUCAUGCGUAUCUGCGCUCAGGCUCACUGCGUCACAACAUCAGAGCACAGCCGCGGCGAGUUCUCACCGGAAGAGGCCCUCUACUACAACAAGGCGAUAGAUUACUAUCAGCGGGCGCUGAAGUCUCUGGGUUGCAGGGAGGGUCACUCAGCCGUCUGGGACUCUGUAAACUGGGAACUCUCUACAACAUAUUUCACACUGGCCACACUCCUCCAGGACUACGCGCCGCUGUCCCGUAAAGCACAGGAGCAGAUCGAGAGGGAAGUCACCGAGUCCAUGAUGAAGUCCCUGAGGUACUGCGACCUGCAGACGGAGUCCGCUCGCCAGCCACUCUACCAGUACAGAGCAGCCACUAUCCACCACAGACUGGCUUCCAUGUACCACAGCUGCUACCGCAACCAGGUUGGAGACGAGAGCGUCCGUAAGCAGCACAAAGCUCUGGCAGAGCAGCAUUACAGUAAGGCUGUGCGGCUCUUCAUAAGUCUGAGUGAAGCCCCGUGCGAGCUGCUCCGCACGCUUCUGGAGAGAGUGGCCUUCGCUGAGUUCACCAUGGCAGGUCAGAACAGCAGUGCUGUGAAACUGAAAACUCUGACAGGAGCUCUAGAGAUCAUGUGUGAAACACGUCACGCUUUCAAACUCAUCCAUAAAGAGCUGCUGGAGCAACAGGAAAAGAUAUUGAUGCCAGAAGACUCGGACAGACCUGAAGAACUCCACGAGGCUUCAGAUAGUUCUUCCUCUUCUGAGCUCAACACUGAAGAGGUUGUGAAGUUAACUGGAAUCUUUGAGCCUAGUUUCUCCUUCCUGCUGCUGCAACUGAUUAAACUCAGCACUGCAAGCAAACGCAAACUUAGGUGA
Messenger RNA from Sinocyclocheilus grahami, 3900 nucleotides. Its product is annotated as erythroid differentiation-related factor 1-like. The transcript is spliced from 24 exons. Lineage: Eukaryota; Metazoa; Chordata; Actinopteri; Cypriniformes; Cyprinidae. The coding region runs from base 328 to 3900 and encodes 1190 amino acids. Gene Ontology annotation, molecular function: protein binding. Gene Ontology annotation, biological process: positive regulation of DNA-templated transcription. The record is from RefSeq and is a predicted model, not a curated record.